CAUAUAGUGUGCUACUAUUUUGCAAGACCUGCAUACUCAGCUUGCGUUCUGGAGACAGAGCUUGACUAUCUCCUCGCUCGUCUUUUUUCGCGUGCUUCAAUCCAAACUGCCUUCAUACACGGGUGACACCAUUAGUUAACGCUGUUGAUAGCCUGCAUAAAAGAAGGUUCAAGCCUUAGACAUUUGGCCGCGCGAGUCAGCGCGCGCGACAGCGAGCUCGCGCACUGCCUACUAGACGUACACGUCAUGAAGUGUACUAUAGCAGUAUGAAGCAGCAAAUCAGUGUAUCGGGCCCGUCCUCAGCAUGAGCACGCCCCCGCGCAGCACGGGCCCUUCAGCGGGUGCUUCCCCCGCCGCUUCCUCGGCCCGCCCGCCCAGCGUGUCGCGAACUGUGGGCACGCCCACAAAGGAUGCCUCUCGAGCAGCAGCGACAACAACAUCAACGACUGGCCAAAGCACCUCCAGGUCUCAUACCAGCGCUUCUAGCAGCAGCAGAGCUGCGGGCGCAUCGGCGGCAUUGAAUGCCCAGGCGGAGGCGGACAUGGCGGCGCAGCUGCAGGAGCGGCUGGCUCAGCUAGAGGCUGACACCCAAGCCAGUCAGGACCAGGCGCAGUGGACCAUCAAGCAAAACAAAAACACACUCUUGGCGCUGAAGCAGGAGAACAAGGACCUGUCUGCGGAGGUGUCGCGGCGGGGCGGCAGCAACGAGCUGCAGUGCAAGUCGGGCAGCGCCACGGACGGCGGUAAGGUGGUGGAGCGGCUGGAGCGGCAGGUGCACGAGCUGAGGCGGGGGCACGACAAGAUCGCAAAGGACAAGAAGACGGCGCUCCAGAAGCUGGACAACCUGCAUGACAGCCUGAGGGACCUGGCCAAGGUGGCGGCCGGCGCCGCGCCCUCGCCCUCCGGCUCCGGGGCCCACUCCCACUCAUACUCCCACGCCGUGCCCGUCAACGCCUCCACCGCCUCCUCCGCCUCCGCCGCCACGAUGGCCGCCAUAUCGGCGGCGGCGGCGGCCCUGCCCGCCAACAGCCCGGCAGCGCGCGAGCUGCGCCAGCUGCAGAACCGGCUGGACAAGGCCACUGUGAAGGCGGACGAGGCGUACAGCAUACGCAAGACGUACGAGCAGGUGCUGGAGAAGUUGCGGGUUGAGGAGCCGCUGCUGGAGGCGCGCAUCCGCGGGCUGCAGGAGCAGAGGGCCACAAAGCAGUCGGCGAUGCAGGCCGCCGCCCUGUCUGGUCGUGAGGCGCAUGCCGCCAAGGAGGCCGCCAAACAGCAGCUGGCGGCGUUGGCGGAGGAGCUGGCGGCGGGGCGGGCGCGGCGGGGGAGGGUGCUAGCGGAGAUGCGGGAGAAGGCCGCCACGCUGCAGCAGACCAACCGCACCCUCAUGCAGCGGCAGUUCCAGCCCCUCGUCACCUCCUCCUCAGAAGCCGCAGCCCACCCCGACUCCGCCGCCGCCUCUCCAGCCGGCAAACCCAGCGCAGCACCAACCGACCCAACCAACCCAACCGCAGCCGAAGAGGCGGACGCGCUGCACGCCUCCUCGCUGUCAACCGCAACCGCCGCGGCGGUUGAGAGGGGCGAGGGUGACGACAUAACCGCCCGGGACUUGGUGGUGCGGCUGUGUCGGGCCACGGGGGCGCGGCGCGUGUCGGAGCUGCUGGCACGACUGCUCACACAGCAGGAGUCCUACGCCAACCUGGUGUCGAUGCGCUCCGCCGCCACCACCCAGCGCCUGGCGCUGGUGCAGGAGCUGGAGGUCCUGCGCUCCCACCGCGAGGAGCUGCGUGGCGGCGGCAAGAUGUCCACCCAGCGCCAGCUGGACGCGGCGCAGGAGGAGCUGCGCGAGGCGGCGGCGCGCGCGGACGCCGCGGCCUCCUCCCUGGAGGGGCUGCUCAAGGGCUGGGCGGACGUGCGGUCGGGGCUGGAGCACCUGGCGGCGCUGGUGGCGCCGCUGCCGCUGCCGGCCGGCGGGCAGCCGGCGGUGCCUGUGGAGGACGAGACGCUCGGGGACGUGCUGGCGCAGAUUGAGUCGCGGCUUCACAACGCCUACAAGCUCAUCGCCACGCUGCCCAAGGCGGCGGAGCUGCUGGAGGCCAACUACGCCGCACUGAGGGCCGACACGGGCGCCUAGCUGCUGUGCUGGCGCCUAGCUAGCUGUGCUUGCGUGUAGCUGCUGUGCUGGCGCCUAGCUGUGCUGGCGCCUAGCUAGCUGUGCUUGCGUGUAGCUGCUGUGCUGGCGCCUAGCUGUGCUGGCGUGUAGCUGCUGCGCUGGUGUGUAGCUGCUGUGCUGGCGCCUAGCUGUGCUGGCGUGUAGCUGCUGUGCUGGUGUGUAGCUGCUGUGGAGCGUGUUGCUGUGCUGGCGCGUAGCUGUGCUGGCGUCUAGAUAGCUGCUGUGAGGAAAUGAAUGCGCACAGUUGUCUGGCUGCUGUGGAGCGUGGGGAGGAACGCCUAGGCAGGGAGGAUGCAGCAGCGGCGGUGAAGGGGUGGGGGGGGCAGGCAGCGCCCAGCUGGGGCCUAGGGGGUAGGGCAAUGUCGUGUCAUGUCGUGGCGCUGGGGUGGCAGGAGGAGGAAUAGGUGGUCGGUAGGAGGAAGUUGGCUGUGGUGGGUGCGGUGUGUGCGGUGUGGGUGGGCCCUCUGACUCUGAGCCCAAGGGGCUGACGGGGGGGUUUGUAGAUACCAGACCCAAACUAUAGCAAACCAAGCCAGGGCGGUAGCUAUUCAUGCGAACGUGGAAAUGCCGAGGAAGGGGCGGGCUGAGGCUGAUGCAACGGGUGCGUGCUGACGUGUCGUAUGGCGUGGGUGUGGCUGACUCGCUGUUGAGGUUAGGCGGGUACGACAGGGUACGACUGGACGUGCGGACCAGGGGGCCAGGCUGCGGUGGACCUGGAGUGAGGUGUCCCCCCUGCUGCCCGCAACCCCCACCUCCCCUCUGGGCUCUGGCGUCGACUUCAUGGUGUGAUGGCGACCCCCGCAUGUGCAUAGCGGUAGCUGCGAACUCGACUGACGCCCCUCUGACGGAACCACGGAGGGAGUGGCGGGACCGCGGGACUGCACCGUGUGGGGCGGGAAUACAGCUGGCGGCUGCCUGGCUGUGAUGGGUGCGGCGUAGAUGGUGUGGUCAGGCCCUCUGAAACUGAGCCCGAGGGGCUGACGGGGGAGGGGGUAGCCAUUCAUGAGAACGGUUUGUAUCAAACGUGGGAGUGGCGAGGGAGUGGCGGCACCCGGCUUGCAGCCUGCCGCUGCCUUACUCUGUGCGGCUCAACUGGGCGGCGGUGCGGAGGCCUGUCAAAAUCCCCAAGGAG
This is a messenger RNA of Chlamydomonas reinhardtii, 3302 nucleotides long. RefSeq lists its product as uncharacterized. Lineage: Eukaryota; Viridiplantae; Chlorophyta; Chlorophyceae; Chlamydomonadales; Chlamydomonadaceae. The record is from RefSeq and is a predicted model, not a curated record. Bases 305 to 2131 code for a protein of 608 amino acids. The transcript has 14 exons. Gene Ontology annotation, cellular component: cilium. Gene Ontology annotation, biological process: outer dynein arm assembly; cilium movement.